AGGCAACUGCGCAUGUCUGAGGGUGGGGAUGAGGCUGACCAGGUGACACUCUACGGGGGCGGGGCUUCGGCGACUCCUGGAGGUUGCCAGUGAGCUCUGCUGUCUGCGGGGAUGGCGGGGAGGGGUAAGCUAAUCGCGGUGAUCGGAGACGAGGACACGGUGACUGGCUUCCUGCUGGGCGGCAUAGGGGAGCUUAACAAGAACCGCCAUCCCAAUUUCCUGGUGGUGGAGAAGGAUACAACCAUCAAUGAAAUCGAAGACACUUUCCGGCAAUUUCUAAACCGAGACGACAUCGGCAUCAUCCUGAUCAACCAGUACAUCGCGGAGAUGGUGCGGCACGCCCUGGACGCCCACCAACGCUCCAUUCCGGCUGUCCUGGAGAUCCCGUCCAAGGAGCACCCCUAUGACGCCGCCAAGGACUCCAUCCUGCGCAGGGCCAGGGGCAUGUUCACUGCCGAAGACCUGCGCUAAGGGACUCCCCAGGCUCUUCAGCCCCUCCCUGGUUUCCAGGCCUGUCCCUGGACUGGCCUUCAGCUCUACUUUUAAGUUUUAAGCCUCUGGUUUUCAAUCCCCUGCUCCUUCCCACUUCAGGG
Tupaia belangeri chinensis (Chinese tree shrew) is the source of this 593-nucleotide messenger RNA. It is a transcript of the gene ATP6V1F, whose product is annotated as ATPase H+ transporting V1 subunit F. Gene Ontology annotation, molecular function: proton-transporting ATPase activity, rotational mechanism. The transcript has 2 exons. Gene Ontology annotation, biological process: proton transmembrane transport. Gene Ontology annotation, cellular component: membrane; proton-transporting V-type ATPase, V1 domain. Bases 112 to 471 code for a protein of 119 amino acids. The record is from RefSeq and is a predicted model, not a curated record. NCBI's taxonomy places the organism in Eukaryota, Metazoa, Chordata, Mammalia, Scandentia, Tupaiidae.